Messenger RNA from Harmonia axyridis, 1179 nucleotides. RefSeq lists its product as uncharacterized. NCBI's taxonomy places the organism in Eukaryota, Metazoa, Arthropoda, Insecta, Coleoptera, Coccinellidae. The coding region runs from base 1 to 1179 and encodes 392 amino acids. Gene Ontology annotation, biological process: DNA integration. The record is from RefSeq and is a predicted model, not a curated record. The transcript has a single exon. Gene Ontology annotation, molecular function: nucleic acid binding.
AUGCUCGUGGUUCAGCUUUACCUCGCACAGGUUUUCUCACCUCUGUUGAGCUUCAGGAAGAUAGAUGAUGCCCAUUAUCGUCUUCUGCACGCCGGUGCUUCAGCUACUCAUUCGUACAUUCGUCGACGGUACUGGAUAUUGGACGGACGUAAUGUAGUACGCAAUCGUCUGCGCAAGUGCAACCGAUGCUUUUCUUGCAAGCCCCGUCCUCUAAUACAGCCAAUGGGCAAUCUUCCACCAGAGCGGCUAUCAUCUGCUAUGGCUUUUCUAACUACUGGUGUCGACUACGCCGGCCCAUUUUAUGUGACGAGUGCACGACUACGCGGAGCCGUUAGCACGAAGGCAUAUCUGGUUGUCUUCAUCUGCUUCUCUACUAAAGCAGUUCAUCUAGAAUUGGCAUCUGAGCUGUCAACCCCAGCGUUCAUCGCUGCUUAUCGGCGCUUUGUUGCACGCCGAGGUCAUACUUCCGUCAUCUUUUCGGAUAACGGGACCAACUUUGUUGGUGCUCAUAACUACCUUCGUGACCUUGGUCGCUUACUGUCUGCUCCACAACAUCAGCAGAGUCUUUGUGAUGCCGCCUCGUCGUCCGGAACUGACUGGCGAUUCAUACCCCCUUCCAGUCCUCACUUUGGCGGCCUGUGGGAGGCCGCUGUAAAAUCUGCUAAACAUCAUCUUACUCGCGUUAUUGGCGAGCAGAAACUCACUUACGAGGAGUUUCUCACCGUCUGCACUCAGGUUGACGCCAUCCUCAACUCUCGUCCUCUAUAUCUUCCAUCAUCUGAUCCUUCUGAUUUUGAGGCCCUUACACCAGGGCAUUUCUUGGUUUUCCGGUCCCUAACAGCUCCUCCUGACAACGAUGUCAGUUCUGUGUCUGUGAACCGGUUAUCUCGUUGGCAACUAGUCCAGCGAUUUCAGCAGGACUUCUGGAAGCGUUGGCGUCAGGAAUACUUGCAUACCUUGCAGCAACGUCACAAGUGGUUGCAACCAUCUACCCCCAUUCUUCCAGGUACUGUAGUCGUCAUUCGAGAUGAUAAUCUUCCUCCUCUGAAAUGGAGUAUCGGUCGUAUAUCAUCUGUUUUUCCUGGAACUGACUCCACCACUCGUGUAGCUGAUGUUACUACUUCCUCUGGGAUAAUUCGACGACCAGUCGUCAAGCUGUGUCCUCUUCCAAGUCAAUAG